ACUCCGGGGCUCCCGACGCGGCCUCUCGUGCGAUCCAGCGCGUGCAGGGCUGGAGGGGCGACUCCGGGCUCUUGCUCUCCGCGCCAGAGGUCGGAAGAGGGUGGGUCGCCCGCGCCCGAGGGCGAGGGCGGGAGAGGAGCCGGAGGAAGGAGCGCUCGAUCGCCGCCGCCUCUCUGCCUCCCCGGCACUCGCUCUCCGGACUUUUAGGUUUGCUGGCUGCUCCUCCCACCCGCGCCCGCCUCCUCGCUCUCUCGCUCGCUCGCUGGAGCUGGUUUCCAAGCCCUGCGGUGCGUCCCGGCAAGUGCGGCGCGAGGGGCCCCGGACCAGCGCCGAGCAAGGGGCGGGGGUCCGGGCAGAGCUCAGCCGGCCGGGGAGUGGCCAUGUCUGGCGCGGGCGCAGCGGGGCCCGUCUGCAGCAAGUGACCGAGCGGCGCGGACCGCCGCCUACCCGCUCUGCCACCUGGGGCGGCGCGGGCCGGGGUGCCGCGAGCCCGGAUCGCGCGUAGAAUCGGCGCGAUGCACGUGCGCUCGCUGCGCGCUGCGGCGCCACACAGCUUAGUGGCGCUCUGGGCGCCUCUGUUCUUGCUGCGCUCCGCCCUGGCCGACUUCAGCCUGGACAACGAGGUGCACUCAAGCUUCAUCCACCGGCGCCUCCGCAGCCAGGAGCGACGGGAGAUGCAGCGUGAGAUCCUCUCCAUCUUGGGCUUGCCCCAUCGCCCGCGCCCCCACCUCCAGGGCAAGCACAACUCUGCGCCCAUGUUCAUGCUGGACCUGUACAAUGCCAUGGCGGUGGAGGAGGGCGGCGGGCCCGACGGCCAAGGCUUCUCCUACCCGUACAAGGCCGUCUUCAGUACCCAAGGCCCCCCUCUGGCCAGCCUGCAAGAUAGCCACUUCCUCACCGACGCCGACAUGGUCAUGAGCUUCGUCAACCUCGUGGAGCACGACAAGGAAUUCUUCCACCCACGCUACCACCAUCGGGAGUUCCGGUUUGAUCUUUCCAAGAUCCCAGAAGGGGAAGCGGUGACGGCAGCUGAAUUCCGGAUCUACAAGGACUACAUCCGGGAACGCUUCGACAACGAGACCUUCCGGAUCAGCGUCUACCAGGUGCUUCAGGAGCACUUGGGCAGGGAGUCUGACCUCUUCCUGCUCGACAGCCGCACCCUCUGGGCCUCUGAGGAGGGCUGGCUGGUGUUCGACAUCACAGCCACCAGCAACCAUUGGGUGGUCAACCCAAGACACAACCUGGGCCUGCAGCUCUCCGUGGAGACUCUGGAUGGGCAGAGCGUCAACCCCAAGCUGGCGGGCCUGAUCGGGCGACACGGGCCCCAGCACAAGCAGCCCUUCAUGGUGGCCUUCUUCAAGGCCACCGAAGUCCACCUCCGCAGCGUCCGGUCUACUGGGGGCAAGCAGCGCAGCCAGAACCGCUCCAAGACGCCCAAGAACCAGGAGGCUCUGAGGAUGGCCAGUGUGGCAGAGAACAGCAGCAGUGACCAGAGGCAGGCCUGCAAGAAGCACGAGCUGUACGUGAGCUUCCGCGACCUGGGCUGGCAGGACUGGAUCAUCGCCCCUGAAGGCUACGCAGCCUACUACUGUGAGGGGGAGUGCGCCUUCCCUCUGAACUCCUACAUGAACGCCACCAACCACGCCAUCGUGCAGACACUGGUCCACUUCAUCAACCCAGACACAGUGCCCAAGCCCUGCUGUGCCCCCACCCAGCUCAACGCCAUCUCCGUCCUCUACUUCGAUGACAGCUCCAACGUCAUCCUGAAGAAAUACAGAAACAUGGUGGUCCGGGCCUGUGGCUGCCACUAGCCCCUCCUGGAAGCUGAGCCUCUGGGGCCACGUUUUUCUGGAUCC
Marmota flaviventris (yellow-bellied marmot) is the source of this 1856-nucleotide messenger RNA. It is a transcript of the gene Bmp7, whose product is annotated as bone morphogenetic protein 7. NCBI's taxonomy places the organism in Eukaryota, Metazoa, Chordata, Mammalia, Rodentia, Sciuridae. Gene Ontology annotation, cellular component: extracellular region. Gene Ontology annotation, biological process: BMP signaling pathway. The record is from RefSeq and is a predicted model, not a curated record. Gene Ontology annotation, molecular function: cytokine activity; growth factor activity.